Rubroshorea leprosula is the source of this 1035-nucleotide messenger RNA. Lineage: Eukaryota; Viridiplantae; Streptophyta; Magnoliopsida; Malvales; Dipterocarpaceae. The record is from the annotation of a GenBank genome assembly.
AAAAACAAAAACCCGGAAUCGACCUUCAUUGCGGAAGUUCUCUCAUGCCUCAGUGGAUGCCCGCGCUAAGCAGAGAGCAUGUCAACCGUCUCCUUAUCGACCUUGAUGUGAUCCGUCUUGAUGGUGGAUUCAUCGGGGACGAAGACUAUGCGUCGUUCAAGCCCCUCGUCCUGCAACUUGAGCGAGAUGCCCCGAACCCGACCCUUCUGGUUGCGCUUCAUGAGAUGGGUCGAGAAUCCGGCAAUCUGGUUGCAAAGGCGCUUGGAAGGGAUUAUGGCAACCUCAUCGAGUAUAUAUCUUCUUGUUGGUGUGGAAAUCAAGAGUCAUUCUCGAGUAGCAGCAGUUCGAUUACUUGCCGAGAUGACUUCUUCACCGUCUUGGUACGGAUUCGUCCCAUGGCUACUCCUGCUUCACUCUUUAAAUGCUGAGUCCUCGCUAAUUUUAUUUCAGUUUCUCUUUCUGGACUAUUUUUUAAGUAGGAGUGGAAUGGAUAAUUGUUCAAUUGAACUGCAAAAAUGAUAAUGGGCCAACUCUCUUGAUUAUUAAGGAUAAUGAAGGUUAUAUAUAUGGGAGUUAUGCUUCCCAGCUUUGGGAGAGGCAUAGUGAUUUCUAUGGAGAUAUGAAGUCUUUUCUCCGUCAGCUCCAUCCAAAGGCAUCUAUAUUCAGACCAACUGGGACCAGCAACAAUUUACAAUGAGUAUGUUUCUACUUUGGUUUCCUACUUUGCUGAAACAAAUAUGCUUUUGAAUCGUUUAUUUGUUUGAUUUCAAUGAAUUUUAUAUGAUAGUUCUCACACUUUUCUUUCUUUAUUCAGCUUGCUGUGAUUAGUUAAGCCCUGUAGGAAAGCUUUAUGAUAUCGGUCACUUGGUGCCAUAAGUGUAGGAUAUUUGUAUUUCAACCUUUCCUUUUCCAUGAUUGGAAUUUUUCUGUUUUGCAAACACAUCUGCAAUUGUUAAGCUCUGUCAUAAUUAGAAGGGCUAAUGUAAAAUGGGUCAAUGCUUCUUUGAUAGAUCUUAAUGAAAAAUUAACUGUUCA